Messenger RNA from Drosophila ananassae, 4431 nucleotides. RefSeq lists its product as uncharacterized. Gene Ontology annotation, biological process: regulation of transcription by RNA polymerase II. Bases 1238 to 2905 code for a protein of 555 amino acids. Gene Ontology annotation, cellular component: nucleus. NCBI's taxonomy places the organism in Eukaryota, Metazoa, Arthropoda, Insecta, Diptera, Drosophilidae. The record is from RefSeq and is a predicted model, not a curated record. Gene Ontology annotation, molecular function: transcription cis-regulatory region binding. The transcript has 3 exons.
AUACAAAUAGCUGAGCUUGGCCUUUGUUGUUGGCUCUUCCUUUAGCGCCCAUUCCCCUCUAACCCUACCCCUACACCUAUCCACACCCACACGCCCCCAAAAAUAGUCUGAGAGGGAAAGCAUCAAGGGAAAAAUGGGCAACGCAACUUGUAACAGGCAACCAGCAACAUCAGAAGGAGCAACAGCAACAGCAACAGCAACACCGAACAGCCAUAUAGCCAAGAACUAACGGUAAUAACCGAAGUGAAAAGGACCAGGCCGAAGGCUGAGUCGUUCGGUUUCCACGGCAACUUCGUCGGGGCGCACAACAAAAGGAUAAGCCAAGCCAAAGUCCUCGGGACGGCAAACUAGUCAGCAAGUCAAGCCGGAGCUCAGUUGCAACAGCGCAACGCAUUCACCCAGACGCACGCCACUCGGCCAGGCUAGCCAGUCGGUGUUACCAUUGCUGUUACCGUUAUCGCGAUUCGCGGCCAAAAAAAAAAAGCAACUAAAAGUUACGGAAAUAGUCUUGCCUUGGCCAUCGAUCGUUAAAAAAGCUAAGGCAGUGCAAGAAAUAUAUAUAGAAAUGACAGGUUUUCUUGAAAAAUAAGAUCUUAAGAAAAAGGAUUUUAAGAAAAAACUAUUUUUUGAAAACAGUAUUAAGGAUAUCUGAGUUACAAGUUAGGAUAAAUCCUAUAAAAGUGUUGCUAGAAAUUUAAACACUUCAUUUACCAACAAAAUAUAAUAUACAGGUUUAAAUUUAAUUUAGUUUUUCUAGAGUUUUAAAUCAAGUUUUAAAAUGGUGUUUAAAUAAAAACUAAAAAAAAAGUUACUAAAAGAAUAAAAAUUAUAAAAAAUAACAUGAGUUUCUGAUAGUUUUUAAACAAGGACUUUGAAUAUUGCUUAUUGAAGCUUAUUACAAGAAUAUAUAUAAAUAAAUAUAUAUAAUAAUUAAAAAUAUAUAAAAAUUUAUCUCUGUGUAGUGUGUUGUUGUUCUAAGUGUUAGUGUCAGUGUUAGCGUUGUUAGUGGUGUUGCCUUCGGGUCGUCGCUCGCGAGGGCUAACUCCCCAACUAACAGUCGCUCUUCGUCCUUGCUGCCGUCUAGAGCUAUUGCUUUUGAUUUAGCCUUAGGUCCUGGCGUCCUGUCCCGGCCUCCCCUCCCAUUGUUCGAGUGUGCGUGUUAAUAAAGGCAUUGUAAUGAGUGCGCCGUGCUAAUCGUUAUGCAAGCGCGCCUGCUUCGAUUUCGAGCCUCAGCGAAAUGUCUCUAAAGCGUUAUGCAACUCUCCUGGCGGCCUUCGGUCAGAAUCACACAAUCCCGGCCACCACCACCUCAACAACAAUAUCAUCGCUACUCGCAACGGCAGCGGAUAUUUCAACAUCAUCGGCCGAGGAGCCGGAGCAGUCCCAGGAGCAUGGCUCCAGCUCUAGCUCCGGCUCAUCGGCAUCUUCAUCCUCGAUAUCCACAUACACCACCUACUACAGCAGCGGCCUGGGGCUCUAUCAUCAGCAGCGCGGCGGUUCAGGAUCUGUCAGCUCUGGUGGCAUCGGCGGCGGAGGAGGACCUGGUGGACCCCAGACAUAUGCAAAUGUUGUCAACGGGAAUGUGAAUCUGCUGCUCGGCGGGGCCAUGCUCACCCUGGUGACAACCAUAUUGUGUGUGGUCUGCUAUUGUUGUCAUCGUAACAUCAAAAAGCGAACCGAGGCCGCCUACAGGCAGCAGCAGCACCAGUGGCUGGAAGGCGAUCCCAACAUGGAAAUAUACAGCGUCGAGCAGUGCUAUGAAACAUCUGGCCUAUUCCUGGGCGACUCCACCGAUGGCCUGUCCGUUGUGCCGACUCUGCACCAUGAACCGCCGCCCUCGUACGACGCCGUGGUGCUCCACGAGCAACAGCUCCACCAGCAGCAACUGGAGCAACAGCACCAGCAGCAACAGUUGCAGCUGCAACUGCAACAGCAACAGCUUCUGAUGCAGCGCGUCUCCCCGCCGCCCGGCUACCGAUCCACCCUGGACAUCAGCAAUCAGAAUGGGGCAAGCGGCAGCCGGGGCACGCCCGACGGCAGCGUGGAUGCCAUGGCCAGUGGCAGCACUGGAGGAUCGGGACCUGGUCUGCUGGUUAACAAGCAGCUGCAGCUGGCGUUGAAUGCCCAAUCGUGCUGCUCGUUGCAGCGGGCGGAAGUGGAGAGCAUGUGGAAUGCAGCAGCGGCGGCGGUGGCAGCUCGCAGCGGAAAUUGCCUGGAAAUGGAGGUGUUACAGCCGCCACCCUCCCUUCCGCUGGCCCUGCAGGCCCGCAAGCCGGCCCAGAACUUGCGGCUAAACACCUUCGGGCGCCGAUACCUGCAACAGAAUCACCAGCACAGCGCCAAUCACUAUCGGAGGGGCUGUCCGCUGUGCGGCAAGUUCCGCUACGAAGCCGAAGCGGAAGAUGAACCGCUGACCGCUUUGUCCGUGGAGAGCGGCCUCAACAUGGGCAGGAGGGAGGAGCGGCUGGAGCCCGAGGAACUUGAGGAUCCAGAGGCUUUGUGUCCAUGUCCCGGCGACAGCGAAAAUGGCAACACCAUUGCUCCUGACGUUACCGCACUGCAGGAUGCGGCCAACGGCAAUGUCCAGGCCGCAAUUGUGGAAUCAAGCCCGCCAGCAGAGCCCAUCAGCGCUGUCAACGACGAAAAUGACAACGCUGCAACAUCGGGCACACCAGCGGCCACAUCCACAUCCACAUCCAGUGGCAGGCAUAGAGGCGAGCUGAAGGACGAGCAGGAGAAUCUGGAACAGGCCACUGGCGGUAACCGAGAGGAGGUGGAGGAGGCCGACUUGAACACCAUUAACGAGAACGGCAUCAUCAGCCUGGACAUGAGCAAAAUCAUUGACAGAUCAGGGCUGCCCACAUACGAGGGAGCCAUCAAGCUGGAGUCCAGCGGUUAUGUGUGAGCCUAAUGAGGACUAGUCAGAUUCUCUAAACCCAAAACCGAAACCACAAGUGUGCUUUAACUACGAUUAAGAUGUGUGAACAAUGACUUGAGUUAUGUUAUCUCGGAAGUUGCAAUAAAAACACCCAUAACACUAAAUAUUUAGGUUUUAAGAGUGCAGUUUUAUGCAGUAGAAUCUCUGCUAUCUAGACACAAUAAUUUUAAUGUUUAAAUGUUUAGAGCUAAGCCCAUGCAUAUCCGCUCGUACUCAAAUAAAAUCAAAAGUUGUAAUCGAAAUUAACAAGCGACCUGAAUCGGGAGACCUUCGCCUUAAUAUGCAUAAUGCUCCGUCAUACGCAAUCCGAUUGAUUUUGUAUUAAACGUUGAGUGAAAAACUCGAGAGGCGAUAACAGAACGAAACCAGAGCAAAGAAUGGCAUGCGAACAAAUCGUCAAAGACAGCGGUUAACAAGCGGCAAAAAAAAUGCCACCCCAUGCCACCCACUCGUACACCCACACAACCACCCUCUGGUAUGCCGCUUUUCUUUUUUUAUCCUUCUGCUCCGCAUUUACCUCAGACACAGACGGCAGUUGUGUCUCUCUGUCUGGAUGAUUUGCAUCCGCAGAGUGAGGCGGGCGUUGAGGAAGAGGUGUCACCAUGUCGGCUACUUGAUACUCUAGGAUAUUCUUUUUCAAGAUAAUUUGAUUGUUAUUCUUUGCUUUUCUUUAAAAUAAUAAAAUAUUUACAAGGUAAAUAUUAAGAGAGUAAAUAUCAAGUAGAAACCACAUAUCAAGUAUACGCACUGUUCAUCAGUUCAACACUCAUCAAGUAUACGCACCGUUGCCCAUAUUAUGUUAGUUACUUGCAACUCUACUAUUAAUAAUUUAGAUAAUUUAUAUAUUUCUUAUGAUUUCUUAUGAUAUGAAAUAUAUUUACAAGUAAUAAGAAAAUAUCAAGUAUACGCCACUUAAACACUCAUCAAGUAUACGCACCGUUGCCCAUAUUCGAACAACUUUCAUUCAACUCUCGCUGUAAGGGCAUUCGAAAACAAAUCGUUUAUAACAGUUGGGGGUUUGUUUGUGUGGUCAAGCGAUGGCAAGCCGGAGAAAGAGAUCUCUUGUGUUUUUGUGCCACCAUUCUGUUGCCCUCGUGCCACAUUGAAAUGGUAACAAGAAACUUGUUAGUUUCUCUCAUCAUUGUGCACAAUUUCAUUUGACAGCAGGCCACGGAAGAGGGUACAUUUAAGCGUUUAUGCAACCUUGAAUUGCUGAAAAGGGGCUGGCCAUUAUGCAUGCAUCGGUUGUGAAAAUCCUUAAUCCACCAGGUAACACAUACUAUAUUAUUUGAACCACUUUAGAUCACAUCCUCCCCCCACUUGUUUAUAGAUUUUUGAGAAUUUUUGAGAGACAAAAUGUAUGAUUUCAUUUAACACUCAUACCGUCGUGCCAACAACAUUUGAUGAUCCGUUCGAUGAAAUUCGUUCACGUGAGGAGCGGCAAUAAAUAGAAUGAGUUUAAUUGCGGUUUAUUUAUGGCCAUGCCAGCAAUA